Molecule: messenger RNA, 4321 nt
Organism: Myotis daubentonii (Daubenton's bat)
Lineage: Eukaryota; Metazoa; Chordata; Mammalia; Chiroptera; Vespertilionidae
Gene: DLL3
Product: delta like canonical Notch ligand 3
Biological process (GO): negative regulation of Notch signaling pathway; Notch signaling pathway; multicellular organism development
Cellular component (GO): plasma membrane
Molecular function (GO): Notch binding; calcium ion binding
Source: RefSeq, a predicted model, not a curated record
AUGGUCUGCCCGUGGAUGCCUCAACUCCUGUCGCGGGCGGUGAUCCUGGCGCUCUUUUUCCUUCCCCAGGCACGGCCGGCAGGCGUUUUCGAGCUUCAGAUUCACUCUUUCCGGCCGGGACCAGGUCCAGGGGCCCCCAGGUCUCCCUGCAGUGCCGGGGGCCCCUGCCGCCUCUUCUUCAGAGUCUGCCUGAAGCCAGGGAUCCCAGAGGAGGCGGCGGAGUCUCCGUGCGCUGUGGGCGCGGCGCUGAGUGCGCGUGGACCGCUCUACACCAAACUGUCCCGGGCUCCAGCUCCUGACUUGCCGCUGCCCGACAGCCUGAUGCGCGUGCCCUUCCGGGACGCCUGGCCGGGCACCUUCUCUCUCAUCAUUGAAACCUGGAGAGAAGAGUUAGGAGAGCAGGUUGGAGGGCCCGCCUGGAGUCUGCUGGCGCGUGUGGCCGGCCGGCGCCGCCUGGCGGCCGGGGGCCCCUGGGCUCGCGACGUGCAGCGCGCCGGCGCCUGGGAGCUGCGCUUCUCUUACCGAGCGCGCUGCGAGCCGCCGGCCGUCGGGGCCGCGUGCGCGCGCCUCUGCCGCUCGCGCAGUGCCUCCUCGCGGUGCAGCCCGGGACUGCGCCCCUGCGCGCCGGUGGAGGACGAGUGCCAGGCGCAGCCGGCAUGUCGAGCCGGCUGCAGCCCAGAGCAUGGCUUCUGUGAGCGGCCUGAUGAAUGCCAAUGCCUGGAAGGCUGGACUGGGCCCCUCUGCACAGUCCCUGUCUCCAGCAGCACCUGUCUCAGCUCCAGGGGCCCGUUCUCUGCUGUCACUGGAUGCCUCAUGCCUGGUCCUGGGCCUUGUGAUGGGAAUCCAUGUGCCAACGGGGGCAGCUGUAGUGAGACACCCGGAUCCUUCGAAUGUGCCUGUCCCCGUGGGUUUUAUGGGUUGCAAUGUGAGGUGAGUGGGGUGACAUGUGCGGAUGGACCUUGUUUCAAUGGUGGCUUGUGUGUGGGAGGUACAGACCCGGAUUCUGCCUACAUCUGCCACUGCCCACCUGGUUUCCAAGGCUCCAACUGUGAGAAGAGGGUCGACCGGUGCAGCCUGCAGCCAUGCCAAAACGGCGGGCUCUGCCUGGACCUCGGCCACGCCCUGCGCUGCAGCUGCCGCGCCGGCUUCGCAGGGCCACGCUGCGAGCACGACCUGGACGACUGCGCCGGCCGCGCCUGCGCCAACGGCGGCACGUGUCUGGAAGGCAGCGGCGCGCGCCGCUGCUCCUGCGCGCUGGGCUUCGGCGGUCGCGACUGCAGCGAGCGCGCCGACCCCUGCGCCGCGCGGCCCUGCGCCCACGGCGGCCGCUGCUACGCCCACUUCUCCGGCCUGGUCUGCGCCUGCGCGCCCGGCUACAUGGGCGCGCGCUGCGAGUUUCCCGUUAACUCCAACGGCGCGGACGGCGACGGCGACAGCGUAGGCGCCUUGCCCGCGGCCCCGCGGGGCCUGAGGCAGGGUGGCCCGCAGCGCUUCCUUUUGCCGCCGGCCUUGGGGCUGCUGGUGGCUGCAGGUUUGGCCGGCGCUGCGCUCUUGCUGGUCCAUGUGCGACGCUGUGGCCCUGGCCGCGGUACUGGGUCUCGCUUGCUGGCGGGUACCCCGGAUCCACCCGUCUUUGCGCUCCCAGAUGCACUCAACAACCUGAGGACGCAGGAGAGGCCCGGGGAUGACCCGAGCCCGUCAGUAGAUUGGAAUCGCCCCGAAGAUGGAGACUCUAGUGAGAUUUACGUCUUAUCUGCUCCUUCGGUCUAUGCUGGGGAGGCCUGACCUGCUCCUUCUCCAUCAGCGCCUGGAGACAGAGCUUGGAUAUUUUUGUAUUUACUUGAUGGUGCCCAACCAAUCUCCGCCUGACACUUCUUCAACCUGGAAGGGGUGGCCGGGAGAAUUUUACAGCUGGAAGUACAUAAUGGUUAUUUAUAUCAUUGAGUUUUUUUCUUUCCACUUCUCCAGAGACUUCUGACUUUUGUUGAUCAGCUUUGAUGCAUCAGACUUUGUGUUUUGUAUCUGGUGUUGGGGCUGCUCCACUUUGUUUUCACUCUGGGGCGGAGGCAGCCUCUAUCUGACACAUUUCUGGGCCCUAUGGGAAAGGAAAUAGUAGACCAUGUGCUGAGGCUCCUAACACUUCUCACAUUUUAUUGAGUGAAGGAAGUCACAUGGUUAAGCUUGGUUCCUAUGGGGCAGUAAGUAAAUCCUCUUGUGAGGGAGGGAAGUGAAUAGUUUGAAUGGAAUAGAGUCUGCCAUAGAUAUAUCCCCAGGAGAGAGAUUGCCUGGUUAUAGGUCACAGCUACCAAUUUCACCAAGUAUUCACAGAUUGCUUCUUCAGUCCACACUCCCACCAUGAUGUACAAGAAUUCCUGGGGAGACUGUCUUUUCUCUGUGUAUACCUUUGUUCUAUUCCAGGGGUCCUCAAACUACGGCCCGCGGGCCACAUGCAAAUACAAAUAUUGUAUUUGUUCCCGUUUUGUUUUUUUUACUUCAAAAUAAGAUAUGUGCAGUGUGCAUAGGAAUUUGUUCAUAGUUUUUUUUUAAACUAUAGUCCAGCCCUCCAACGGUCUGAGGGACAGUGAACUGGCCCCUGUUUAAAAAGUUUGAGGACACCUGUUCUAUUCUAUUUAAAAAGUUUCCCCAUGUAUACAUAUUAUUGUUUUGGAAAACCUCAGAAAGGAUCCCCUGUAACAUCACCAGUUAACAACUUUUUCUUUCUUAGUGGUAUCAGAUAGAAUAGCAGACCGAUUCCUUCUGUUGUCCCUAAGGGAGGUGCACUAAGAUCUGCUCACAUUAAAAAUGUUGGAUAUUGGCAAUUUGAUACCAUUCAACUGAAUACUAAUUAACAGGAAAUUCAGGGGAUACAGGAUGUUUUAUGAUACAAUGGGGAUGAGCAAAAUCCAGACGGGAUUCUAUGGGAUACAUGGUUGGCUUCUUCAAGAAAUAAUUAGCAUUUCACUUCCUAUCCAUUAGAAUGACUGUAAUCACAAUGACAGACAAAAACAAGUGUUGGCAAGGAUUUGGAAAAAAGGAGACUGCCAGACACUGCUGGUGGAAUGUACAAUGGUGAAGCCCCUUAGAAAACAGUUUGGCAGUUUUUACAAAAAAUUAGACAUACCCUAGCUGGUUUGGCUCUGUGGAUAGAGCGUCAGCCUGCAGACCGAAGGGGGUUGAUUCUGGUCAAGGGCACGUACCUCAGUUGCAGGCUCCUCCCCAGCCUGGUCAGGGUGUAUGCAGGAGGUAACCAAUCGAUGUGUUUCUUUCACAUUGAUAUUUCUCUCUGUUUCCCACUCUAUUCCAUUCUCUCUAAAAAUGAAUGGAAAAAUAUCCUUGAGUGAGGAUUGAAAAAAAAAAAAAUUAAACAUAGAAUUACCGUAUUACCCAGCACCUUUACUUCUAGGUAUCUACCCAAGAGGAAAAAUGUAUAUACAUACAAAAACUUGGAUGUACAUGUUCACAGCAGCAUUAUUCAGAAUUGCCAAAAUGUGGAAACCACCCAAGUAGCUAUCAACUGAUGAGUAAACAGAAAUAUAGUCUAUCUCUACAGUGGAAUAUUAUUCAGGCAUAAAAAGGAGUGAAGUACCAUACAUGCUACCUCAUACAAACACACUAAAUACAAGGUGCUGGUCACAUGAUUCCAUUUACUUAUUUUUUAUUUUAAUUUUUUUUUAAUUUUUGAAAAUAUAUUUUUACUGAUUUCAGAGAGGAAGAGAGAGGGACAGUGAGCUAGAAACAUCAAUGAUGAGAAUCACUGAUCGGCUGCUUCCUGUACACUCCUACUGGAGAUCAAGCCCGCAACCUGGGCAUGUGCCCUUGACCAGAAUUGAACUUGGGACCCUUCAGUCCAUAGGCCUAUGCUCUAGCCACUAAGCAAAAUUGGCUAGGGCACAUGAUUCCAUUUAUAUGAAACUAGAGGCUCGGUGCAUAAAAUUUGUGUACUGGGGGCGGGGGGUCCCUUAGCUAAGAUUUGUAAACAGCCCAAGUGCCCAUCAGUAGAUGAAUGGAUAAAAAGGCUGUGGGAGCCCUAGCCAGUUUGGCUCAAUGGAUAGAGCAUCGGCCUGCAGACUAAAGGGUCUCAGAUUCUAUUCCAGUCAAGGUCACAUGCCUGGGUUGCAGGCUCGAUCCUCAGUGGAGGUGUGCAGGAGGCAGUCGAUCAAUGAUGUCAAAUUACUGAAAAAACAACAAACAAAACAAAACCGAAUAAGAUGGGUCAUGGGUGUCAUUCAGAUGAAGCAUCCGUUCCUUGAAGCAGGACUGGCAGUGACUGAAUGUUGAUGGUACUGUUUUGGAUGUGGAAUAAAUGGGACGUGCAAAUGCU